AUGGCCGCCAGCCGCAGCGCCCAGACCUAUGAGGGCCUGAACCAUGCGAGCCAGGCGCCAGAGCUGCGCAAGGCCCCUCGCUGGUACCUUGUUGGUGCCGGCGUGGUGCUGCUGGCGGUCGCCGGCGUGGCCGCCAAGGCGUACUCGUCCUCCGGGGCCCUGUUCUCCGCCAGCGCCGCGCGCGGAGGCGAGAUUCAGGAUUGGGAGGAGCUCCCAGGGAUGGACAAGGUGAUCAAGAAGGCCCAGGCCUUGACGCUCAAGCAUCCGCUCCGCAACUUGAAUGAUUUGUUCUACGACUCGCAGCCAGAGGAACUGCCUUGGAUCCGCACCGAAUCUGGGUGCAAGUUGGGAUGUGUUUUUGAAUGCGUGAUUGACACCGUUCAAGCAGCAGCCUACCUGGGCCAGGCCGUUGUGUUCCUCUACAAAGCCAUCGACUAUAAUGGCCUCGAGUGUCCCGACAACUCACCUGUGGGCUGCGCUGCCAGCGUCGCCGGCUUCAUCACAUCCAUCACCUGGAUUGCCUCGUACUUGUCCUUCGCGGCCAACGCCUGUGGUCAGGCUGUGAACUCGGGCGCGCUCUGCGCAGGUGACUUCACAGCCCUCAUGGCCAAUUUCGGUGAGAUCGCGACGGUCGGUGCCGCAGUGAAGGCGGACUGCGACUUCGGCAAGAACGCGAUCAGCAUCAUCACGAAUCCGGACCCUGUCUCCCCACCCUGGGCCCAGUUCGUCCCCGGUGGCGCCGGACCUGAGGCCGAGAAGAUCCUUGCGAUCAAGGGCCACCAGGAGGCCAAGCGCAACAGGGACUUCGACAUCACGCAGUGCGUCAUGGACGUGACCAACUCUGCCUCCUACAUCGUGCGAGUCAUCCUUCAGAUUCGGGCUGCUGGCAGUGCCUGCCCAGACCCCAAGGCCUGUGCUGUCGGGAUCAUGAACAUCAUCUCCUCCUUCGCGUGGAUCUCCCAGUUCACGGCCUUGGCCGUGUCGGAUUGCCAGGUGGGUGCGGACCAGAAGGCACUGUGCACUGCGGACAUUUCUGACAUGGUUGCAGCAGUGACCAACGGCCCCGCGGCCGGCAUCGCCUCCACGUCCGAUUGUGCUGACCUCUAG
Molecule: messenger RNA, 1107 nt
Organism: Symbiodinium natans
Lineage: Eukaryota; Dinophyceae; Suessiales; Symbiodiniaceae
Source: the annotation of a GenBank genome assembly